Molecule: messenger RNA, 1485 nt
Organism: Paramecium primaurelia
Lineage: Eukaryota; Ciliophora; Oligohymenophorea; Peniculida; Parameciidae
Source: the annotation of a GenBank genome assembly
AUGAGUAAUGCUGCAGAAAAAAUAAGUGAUCUAUUCAAUGUUUCAUUAACAGAGCUUGAAACAAAUAUUGUUGCAAGUGCUGUUAAAUUCAAUACAUAACCUUAGCGUUUGCUUGAUGUAUAUUAUCAAAUAAUGUUGUUUAGGAAUUAUAAUAAUCAGUGAUGGAUUUCAAGUCUAAAUUAUAUGAAUCUCUACAUAACUUAUUAUAGUUUAUUGCUUAAUUCAAUAAUGGCAAAGAUAUAUUAAAAAUAGCACAAUAAGUUGAAACUCACAUAACAAAAUUCAAAUAAUAAUAACUUCUUAUUUAGAUGAAAGUAGUGCUAAAUAGCAAAUUAAAAGCAUUAUUAGAAACAUUUUGUGGAGAAAAUCAGCAAAAAUUUGAAGUAUAAAAAUUAAUAAAAAUUAUAGGUCUAAAAUUAAAUCAAACAUCUUAAAGAUUCUUUGUUAAAGAUAGAAACAACACUUAUGGAAUAGUAAUAGCUCACAUCAAUACCAUAAUAACAUUUCAUAACUCCUUAUCCAAAAAAAAAUUUCAUAACAGCGUCAUCUUAAGAUAUCUUAACACCAAAUUUAAGUGAUGAGGCUGAAAUGAGAGGAAGAGGUUUCUUUAUAACACCUGAAAAUAGAUAACAAUAGCCAAGAUAAUUUGAUCAUUCUUAAUAAUAAUAUUCAUCAAAUGAAAGUUAUUCUGUUUAGUAAAACAAAACAUUAAAUUCUUUCGAUAAAGAAAAAUCAGAAGAUAAAACAGAUCUCCAAAGUCCAUUUUUUGGAUUAUAAUAAGGAAAUACCUAAUAACCAAAAUUGUUUCAAAAUGAAACUAUGAAUGAUUAUUUGUAAAGAGUUCCUGUUGAUGAAAGUCCCCAAGAAUCUUAAUUAUUAGAUGAAUCUAAUUUAAAUUUUCAUUAAGAAUAAAUAAUAAAAACAACAUAAUAAUAAUAAUAAUAAUAAUAAUAAUAAUAAUAAUAAUAAUAAUUAUAAUCUAAUAAGAAUCAAUAAAAGUAAUAAUCAUAACCUUCAAAAUAAUAAACUUAAUGGUCUAAUUUGUAAUUACAAUAAACAUUCUAACAUUUAGAUUCUCUAUAAACAACAAGAACAGAGUAAUUGGAAACUUAAGCAAGAGUAUCAACUCCAAAAGAAAAUUAAGUCUAAAAUCGAAAUUAAUCAGUUGAACCAAAUAUUAGAGAUAAUUCAUAGUCACCUAAUGGAAAGAGACUAAUAUAAACAUCAAAAUCAAAAGAACCAUUUUCUAGAUGUCGAUCAUCAUUAGAAACAACAAAUCUACUUCAGAAAUUAAACUCUGUAGAGGCUUCAAAGUCAACCAAUAAGCUUAAUAAAUCAAAAUCCAAUAAAGAAAAUUAAUCUUAACCUAUUGUUAAAUGUUCAAAACCUAGUAAACCUCAAAUUACAGUUUCAAAGCAAAAAAAUUAAAUCGUUACUAAACCUCAGUCAUAGAUAAACUUAGUUAAAAAAUAAAAGUAAAAUUGA